AUGGCGACUCUGGGUCUGGACGAGGACGAGCUGAAGUCUGUGGAACACACUGUCGCCAGGCUAGCACAAUUAUCCAGCAGUAUACAGAGCCUGAAGAUGGACAUUAUUAAAAGCAAUCCUCUUCCGCACCCCUCUUCGCUCCAAGCAUCCGCCCAGAUCCUCCAGCGCAACCUCCAGUCCGUCCUGGAGAGCCUGAACGACAAUUCGGAGCUCUUUACGCGAAUGGUCAUCCACCCGUCCACCAACUACCCCGGGCGAGCGCAAGAAAAUAUCCUCACACAGUUGCUGCGAAAGAAGCUGGAGCCAGAUGUGGAGGAGUUUGUGGCCGAGGGGAGAGAGACGGCGAAGCUAGCUACACCUGAGGGCGUGGCAGAACUGCAGGCCAUUUGGGACGAGUUGAGAGAGUGGACGCAGGGACGUAUUGCGGCGUAUGUGCGCGACGAGGCGGGCGAUGUGUAUACCAGGGAGGAGAGGGAGAUGGGCGUGGAGAAUGUGCGUACGGGACUGCGAAAGGGUCUUGAUGACGAGAGUGAUGAGGAGGAUGAUGAAGAUGAGGCGGAUGAGGACGAGGAUGGUGAGGAUGAGGAGAGGGGAGGGAGGGCGCUGGCUAGGGGACCCGAAUUGGAGACGUUGCUGUGGUUUGGGGCGAGGGGGGAUUUUGAACUGCCGCGGAAUGUGGAAUUUGAGCGCAAGGUUGGCGUGAAGAAGGGUCUGGAGGGCGUUAAUAUACCGCCUGAGAGGAUGGAUGGGGUUUUGUCGGGUUAG
Messenger RNA from Pochonia chlamydosporia 170, 765 nucleotides. RefSeq names its product RNA polymerase II mediator complex component Med8. The coding region runs from base 1 to 765 and encodes 254 amino acids. Gene Ontology annotation, molecular function: transcription coregulator activity; RNA polymerase II cis-regulatory region sequence-specific DNA binding. The record is from RefSeq and is a predicted model, not a curated record. Gene Ontology annotation, cellular component: core mediator complex; mediator complex. Gene Ontology annotation, biological process: regulation of transcription by RNA polymerase II. The transcript has 2 exons. Lineage: Eukaryota; Fungi; Ascomycota; Sordariomycetes; Hypocreales; Clavicipitaceae.